Molecule: messenger RNA, 7681 nt
Organism: Pocillopora meandrina
Lineage: Eukaryota; Metazoa; Cnidaria; Anthozoa; Scleractinia; Pocilloporidae
Source: the annotation of a GenBank genome assembly
AUGGGAGAUUCAGGCGAUUCCAGCUCUGCUAGCGAUUGCGGGUCACCGCAGCCGAAAGGGAGGUCAACUAAUAAAGUAUUCGUAUGGCUGAAAGAGAAGGCAAAAUGUACACCGCGUGGAAAUCCGUGGGUACUGCUGAAUCGCGAGGGCAGGGUUAAAGACCUCGCAAUUCAAGGAAACUAUUCGAGUGCAAAGAUGAAAGAGCUGGUGAAGGAAAAUUUUGCUGGACUUGCGGCAGUUGACUUGAAUAGGUAGGAUAAGUACCAGAGCACUUAAUCUCGCAUGCAAGUUGUAUGCAUUGAAUACUGGAUGUAAACGGAUAAGUUUAUAGUAAUGUAAAAACCAGGUAAGGCAAAACAAUGCAAAUUCCAGCCACGCGACGUAGGAUUCAAGACAGCCUUUAGUAAUUUACCACUUAUACUUUAACUAUUUGCUAGGGAUCAUUCAUAAAAACUUAAGUAUGCGCAGUGGACCUGCUGCGACUGUAAGGCCUGUAAAGGAGUGAAAUCUGCUCAUAAUAUACAAAAGCAGCACCUUUUAUAACACAUGUAAUGGUGGGCGGAAAGAAUCCGUCUUACAGGAAAAAAAAUUCAGACCCACCCCAUAGAGCGUCAUUUCACGUGUCGUCAUCAACAUUAAAAAAUAAGGAAUUAUCAAUCCUUAUGAGAUUUUAGUUAAGGUUGUUCAUAGAACAGUUGAAGACUUUUCUUUUAACAAAUUUCAGUUUUAUCGGGUUUUUCGUCUUCUGCUAAAGCAAGGUGGAAUUGACUGGUAGCUUCCAACUGCCAUAUUUGUGACCCUCCCUCGCACGAAACAUCGCACAGACCUGAAUCUUUGCGAGACUGUUUGAAUAUUCAGCUUAUUUUAUCCCUUUGAUUCUUGACUUCAUCUGUUUAAUUGUUUUGAUGAUGGUUUGACAGUGAAAACCGGCAAUUGGUAAAAUAUUUAAGGAAAGCAGGAGCCUUAACUGGAAUUUUCAGAUUGGCAGGGCUAACCAUUGGAAAAGGGGGAGGAGGCAAAGGGGCAGAGGGGAAUAUGGACUGGAAUAACAGAUGUCAAACAAGUCUAGAAACUUAUCAAUGAUCAUCUCUAUUUAUAUUUACUACAUACUAUAUUUACAACAUAGUGAAUUGAAAUCCCAUUUCAUAUGUAGCAACUGUAAACUGUAUGUGGUGUCAAUGUUGGCCCUUUCUUUUCAUAGAAUUCGUCUAUACAAGUCCGCAAACCGAGGAAGCAGAAUAGAAAAAGUAUACAAAUUAGAAUUUAUGGCAGGGGGAGGGCUAAUUCCAGGCGAAUAUAUAUGGUUUUGCAUCGCCCAAGAAAUGGAGGUUUGUGUAAUCUUUCAUAAGCAAUUAGGGGUUUGUGUUGUUGCAGUCAGCUCAUAAAUGUCCUUGGCCACAAGCAAAAAAAAUUGUUGACAUUGUGACUUGACUCAGCACAAAAAGAUUGCAAUGAGUGCAUACACAUUUAUGUAGCACGACUCAUGGGUAAAGAUAGUAAAGGCCAUCUUUGCCAAAGCUUCUAGAUAACUGUGCUGCAAAGGCUGUUUUAUAGCGAAUUUGCAUGUUGACAUGGAUAUAAGUGCAGUGGAGUAAAAUAUAUGGCCACAGCACCAAAAAAUAUCUGUUAGAAUUUCAAUUACACACUUAUACAAAAAAAGUGGAACAUGUACAUUUUGGAAAUAAUAGCCUCCUGAAAGUGGGAAUGCAUUUUCACCACACUUCAAAAAAGAAAACAUUCUUUGGCAGACAUAUGCAACAACAUAACCUAAUUAUUCUGCUGAGAAAUUUAAAUCUUGAUAUUAUGACUUUUAAAUAUUAAUCCUUUUUUUAUUUUUAUUACCAUGGAUUGCACUACAAGUUUAAGAAGGUUCUUUGCCUUUCAAAAUUUUCAAUAUUUAUGUCAUAGAUUUAUCAAAGGAAAACUUGCAAUAAGCUCAUAUUUCCACUAUUUCACUAAUAAUUCAAAACACUAAUUAAAAAUUAUUUGUUUCCUUUUUUAUCUCAGGAUCUAACACUAACCCUCAGUCUAUACCAACACCAGGAGUAAGCAAUCCCAACCAUCCUUCUCCAUCUCUUCAAACAAAUCCUAAUUUUCCAACUCUCCCCUCCUCCUGCUCAGCCCAAUUCCAACCCACCCUCCACAAACCAAUCCCAACCUUCCCUUCCCCCUGCUCAGCCUGAUUCCAACCCACCCUCCACAAACCAAUCCCAACCCUCCCUCCCCUCUGCUCAGCCCAAUUCCAACCCGCCCUCCACAAACCAUUUCCAACCCUCCCUUCCCCCUGCUCAACCUAAUUCCAACCCUCCCUUGCUUUCUCGACAAUCUAACACUCACCAAAAUCCCAGCCAAUCUCAAACAAGUGUGACCAAUUCAGUCAUCCAGCCAGAGACUUCCAGUGGUGCAACAAGUGCGGCAAGUGGUGUUGUUGGUCUGGUGGACUUGACAUUGCCUACAAGUGAAUGUAAGUGCUUAAUUGAUUGGCACAUUAGUUAUUAAGUUUAUUAAUGAUUUAUAUUUUAAUCCUGUAUUUGCAUCUUGUGUGGAAGCAGUUGACCCAUCUGCCGUAGAUAAUUAUCGUGUGAUACACCUGAAACUGUGUUGUGUUGUUUUUUGAACAGAUGGUGUCAUUGCUUUAGAUGAUGUCAAUGACAAUGAACUCGACAGAAGCUAUUUAGCUAGUAACCCAGUCAAUGUUGACUCAGGUAAUAUGAUGAUGACUGAUUAAAGAACAUUUAAAUGCUCGUUUUUUUUGCAGACCCCAACCCCAAUCCUGAUUUGGAUUAAUCCCUAGGGUGGCAAUGGAUAUUUUCUGAAAACUGCAUGUAUAUUAUGCUAGAAAUCUAGUUUAUUACUGCAGGUAGUUUACAUGGAUGAUUUCCGAUUGUAUCAUAAAUUACCAUUUAAGAGGCAACUUAAUUGUGCACCCUAGGCCAAGCCAAGUUUACACAUGAGGUGUGAAGUAAAUCAACCAAAUUUAUGUGAGAAAUGAAAGAAAUUAAUUUUUAAAAAAAGACAAAAUUUUUACUCCAUGAUUUUUUUUUCCCUUUCAACAUAGCAUGUCAUUUAACUGGCAUACAUCAGUGGCAAAAAGGUAUGUUUCUAUAAAAUGGAUUAUAAAACACAUACACUUUGAAAAACAAAUGUUGAAUUAACUUCAACAUAAUUUUAAUUACUUAAUGUGUUAAUUAAAAUUCAAGAGAUGAACAACUGUGUCUCAUGUAAAUGGAGAAUAGAACAUUCUACUAUGCUACAGUAUGGUGUGAUAUAGACUGACAGAUUGACUCACUCAUUCAGUUUCAUGGCAUAAAGGAAUGCACAAUAACUAAUGUCUUGAUAUUCAUUUAAUUUUAUGCCACUUCAUUCCAGCUGGGAUUGUAAAAGAAGACCAAAGUUCUUUGGGAAUUCUCAAACAGAAUGCUCAAGGUAUGUUGGAAAUAUUGUCAAUAAUUCAAUGCACUUUAAUGCACAGCUCUCCCUGGAUGAUGACAAUAGAAAAUUUCCACUAGAUACAAAAUAAUAUCUUGCCAAAAGCAGCAUUCUAGCUUAAAAUGCAUGACUGAGGCUUCCUUAUAUCUUAUGUUGCUAUCUGUUUCAUAUUUUCAGCUAAAUAUAUUUUGAAAAAGCUUUUAUUAAUCCCCAGUUCACAUUUCACUGUAGACUAUAAGCACUGGUAGAUUAACUGUUUAAGUACAGACAAAACAGGAAUUCAAAUCCAAAACUACAAUUUUUUUGCCCUUCAUUAGGUAAAAGGAAAAACAAAACAAAAACAAAACAAAACAAAACAAAACCAAUAUAACCGGUGAUUAUCAUUUAAUGAGUAACAUGUGCAAUUGCAUUUUACUAUUAGUGAAAAGAAAAAAGGAGAAAUAGAUACCUUUACUUUCAUUCACACACUCUUGGCAUUAGUUAGCCAUAAGCAAACUACAACAAAAGUUUAAAAAAAAAAAAGCUGGGGGGAAGAUUCUGGCACAAACAUCCUUAAUGGAUGACAGUCCAAUUGAAUACCAUUACUGUUUGUAAACCACACUCAUAAUAAUUUUUUAGUGCCAUUGAAUGAUAUGGACAGAACACAGGAAGUGCUUUCCUGUGAACAUGUGCUCAUGGAGGCAGCAUCAACCCACGAGGACAUUCUUCUGCCAAUCUUUUUGACCUUGACAUAUGAGGAGGUUUGUGUUAACUCUUUAACUCUCAGACCAAAUUUGUAAUUCUCCUUACUGUCAACCAUACAAUCCUUGUCAUGUUAGUUCAGGGAAUUUAGUAUUGGAUCAACUCGUUAUUCCCAAAUUGAUAUUUUUCUUUAUUCUCAUCACUUAUCUGGUUGAUGCUGUGUUGAUAUUGUAAGGAUAAAUUCUGUCUAGGUCACUCAUGGGAGUUAAAGGGCGUCAUGGCAGUCAAUUUAGUUCCUGUUAUAUGUUUGCCCAUAUAGCUUGCAAUUUUUAGGUAAAAUGUUUAUAGUAAAUACAGUUAGCAUACCCAUGUGUCAAUGUUUUAAAUUACUGACAAGUAACAUGUAUUGACAAUCACAUUUGAAAAAAAAAAUUAGCCUGUAAACUUUUGUGAAUCUAAAUUGGUCGUUAUGUUGGAACAGACCCUUUUGGAAAAAUAUACUUAGGUUACUGCUUUGCUUAAUAUGAUCAACUUUCAUUUCUCUAUCUGACAUAUAAUCCUAUUCUAUGCAUUAUUACAAUGCACUGUGUCGUGCCAUUAUACAAAAGAAAUGACAAGUCAAUGUAAAAUUUGACAUGUUAAGGCUAUAUGUUAAAUUUUAUUCUACUUUAAUCUAUAAAAUUUGUGCAUCUAGUUGUGUCACCAGGCCAGGUCCGACAGGAGGAGCAUGGUCAUAGUGAUCCUCAAAGGUGACAACAUACCUGAUGUGAUAAGGUGACUAUCAAUGAUUCUUAAGGUUAUUUUUAUUACUAAAAGCACGCUGCACUCUACUAAAACAGCCUUUUUGCUUACACCGAGUCACCAUGACAAAUAUGUACAUCAAUAUUCUAGUUAAUAUUCUGUAGAUCACGCUCAACAGAUAUCUUUUCCUCAUUAAGAUACACAUGGCAUGAACAGUGGCUUAAAAUUUCAUGUGGAUAUUGCUUUAAAUCACAUGGGUGACAUCAGUGGUGAUCAUGGCGACCUAGUGCAAUGUAUGCCCACAUGACAAUUUUUUAAGAAUGAACGUGGCCCCAACUGACUGGUUUCUAUGUUUACAAUCAUACAUUAUGUUAAAAUUCAAAGCACAAAGAUCAUUCAAUAAACAUCACAGAGGUAUUCAAGAUUUUUCCAUAUCCAUUGUGCAAUGCACACAUACUGUAUUUCACAUUAUGUAGUGAUUAAAUUAUUAAUCAAAGAUGUUUCUCCCUUUAUCAAAUCAUCAGGAUUCUGAAUAUUCUACGCAGAAGUAAUGGAAACAUAUACUUUUGGAUAACAAAAGCAAACUCAAAAUCUGGGAGAGAAGGUAUGGAAUAACUGUCCAUAUUUUAGUUUUUUUGGAGAUAAAAGACAACAAAAGGUCAAAGUUUAAAAACUUUCCUAAAAUUUAAUCAGCUAAACAUUAAUAUUUUAGUAGAAUAUCUCCAUUUUAUUGUGAUAUUGUGUAAUGCGAAGAGUGUGUGCAUAGAUAUGUUUCUUCAUUAUUAAAGGACUUUGAUAGGGUUGAUCUCCUGUUCCCUUGCAGGAUGUAUUUCAAAUAAAUUGUUUCACUUUCUGCAGAAAUGAGCCAACCAGUAUUUCCUGUUGUUUCAUUGUCUCUGUUAUGUUUCGUUAUGCUAUGUUUGGUACCCCAUGACAACCUUCAUACUCCAAUAAUAGAUGCAAUAAUGACCAUAAUUAUCAAUGUUCUCAAACUCUUCUUACCAUUUUAUGUGUGUUUGUUACGACAGUGAAAAGAAAAUUUGGAAGCACAGGGUCGAAUUUGCUAAUAAUGGCACCCACAACUUCUCGGCCUAUACUCAUAGAGCGUUUUUGCGGUGAGUGUUUUAAGAAUUUGUUUCACAAGUCAGUAUAUGUUAACUAAGGGAAUUUUGUAUAAUAAUUGUAAAAUUAAUUUAACUCCCAAAAUAUGAUUGUUGUCUCCUCUCCAGCUGCUACACAUUUCCAUGAAAAUUAGUUAUGAGAUUUUGGUGUUACAUCAUGAUAAUAACUUCUACCUGAUAAGUCUGAGUAUUUUCAUUACCUGUUUACUGGACAGUUAUAAUUUCCCAUACCAUUAUCAGGCACUAGUAUUAUUACCUUCACACCACAGCUUAACCCAGUACAAAAAAGAAUCUUGGUGUAAAUUUGGUAUGUUGCUUUACUACAUAUUUUUGGCUGCUUUUUAAGAGUAAAUAUCACAGGUUAAUAUUGAUCUGAUUUGACUUUAAGAUGGCUGAAAACAGAAUUCUUUCACUUUUGACUGUUAUGACUAGGAGACAACCUACAAUUAGCACGAGAAGAAGAUGUGGUGGAUGCUAUGAAAAGGGCAGCAGAUGCUGUGGAUGCAUUCACCAGGGAAUGGUAAGAGGUCUUUUAUAUUUGAUACGAUAAAGGUAGAAAUAUUUCCAACUUGUUACUCAUUAGCAACCUUAUGAUCGUAAUGAAAAUUUCCAUAAACAUAUAUAGCAUCAGAUACUAAGCUGUAAUCAUGUUAAAUAAUGUCUUGUUUACAACUUCCUAUUCUAAAAACCCAGGUAUAUCUGUAUAAUAUGCAUAUGUUUUGAUUAUCCAGGCUGAUGUACAUUUGUAGCACCAAAUCAAGGUGAAUGCUGAUGAGAUACACAAGUUGAAAAGAAUGAUUCAUCUCACACAAAAUUUAAUUAUUAGGGAGGAGGAGGGCGGUUAAAAUCGAUCAAAAUUGCAAGGAUGUUAUUCAUGAUCUUUCUAUAUUAACCAGCCUCCUGCCAUUAAGCAUGAACUUACAAGAAAAUCAAAAGAGGGCAGUACUAACACCAGGGUAUCAGCUGUGACACAAACUAAAUUAUGAGUAUUUGACAUAGAAAUUUCAUUGCAAAAGGCAAUCGAGAAUGACAAGAAGAAAUUGGUAAAUAUCAUUUCCCAAAAAAUUUUAUUGCAAAGAUAAUGCCCAUAUCAAUGAUAUCAAGAAAGUCCAGCAAUGAAAUAAGGAUCUUUGUUAGAUGACUUCCUUCAAGACUCUAGGAGCAUAAAUAAUACUUAUUACCAAUAAACUACUAAGCAGCAGAAAUUUCAAUACCUUUUAUACAUUUUCAGCGAAAUAUUAAUUGAGUUGUCAUGUAUUUAUUAUGUCAGAUUAAAAAAUCAAGCAAGAAAAUAAGGGAGGCCCGACAAGGCAGGGUUACCCAACCCAGUCUAGAAGGAGAGAAGGUGACAAUUUUCCUAUGCCACUUAAAUGGCAAGGAAAAGCGCCAGUUCAAUAAGGGUGCUUUCUUCCAGGUAUAUAUAUAUAUAUAUAUAUAUAUAUAUAUAUAUAUAUAUAAUGAUACAGUUUGUUGCUUUAAAAAGUACUUCUUCUAAAAUGCAGACAUAUAGUGAUUGCCUGAUCAUUUUUUUUUUUAAUGUAAACUUUUUUCCUGUUUUAAUAACAUAGGAAGUAUAUGACUGGGCAGGCUCCAAUGAAUGUCUACCACUUUAUUUUACUAUCCAAAGAGGUAGGGAAGUGGUAAGACAUGGAGACCUUUUGGAGAGAACAGAGGUCUUGCACAUUUACGAGAGAGUAAGUAAACAAUAA